Clupea harengus (Atlantic herring) is the source of this 2136-nucleotide messenger RNA. RefSeq names its product insulin like growth factor binding protein 1b (gene igfbp1b). The record is from RefSeq and is a predicted model, not a curated record. NCBI's taxonomy places the organism in Eukaryota, Metazoa, Chordata, Actinopteri, Clupeiformes, Clupeidae. Gene Ontology annotation, molecular function: insulin-like growth factor II binding; insulin-like growth factor I binding. Gene Ontology annotation, cellular component: extracellular region. Gene Ontology annotation, biological process: regulation of insulin-like growth factor receptor signaling pathway.
CGGGGAUUUACGCACCAAAGCCACUGGGCAUGGCCUUGGUCUCAGCUGUUUUUGUGUUCAAUAAUUAAUAUAAAAAACAACUGUGUGGAAUAUUAACUUCCUUAAGGUCGAUGGACCAUAUAAAUACAACAGUGAACUUCUCGGUAGAAUUACAAACUUCACCGAAUUUCCUCAAGGUGCUCAGAUUCAGAAGGAACAAAUAUUCUCACAGAGAUAUCUUUCUCCAGUUCGGAAAUGACCGGAUUAUCUCUUUGUUUCACGUAUGCUUUGGCAGUUUUUGCUCUCGCAACACCUGCACAGACCUCCCCAGUUAUUGGACCGGAACCUAUCCGCUGCGCAACUUGCACUCCAGAAGAACUCGGUCAAUGUCCUGCAGUGCCCGCAAACUGCCGUGUGGUGCUUAAGGAACCGGGCUGCGGAUGCUGCCUUGCUUGCGCUCUGGAGAAAGGAGAUUCCUGUGGUGUCUACACAGCACACUGUGCAACUGGCCUGCACUGCUCUCCGAGACCUGGAGACCCAAGACCUAUCCACUCAUUAACCAGAGGACACGGAACCUGCACAGAGCUGGAGGAGGGUGAGGACGAGGGUACAGACCACGGGUCCCUUCAUCACCUUCUGGAUCUGAACAAGCCACUUAAUCCCAUGGAGGCCCAGGAGAGCUUGAAGGCAAGAGUGAAUGCUAUCCAAAACAAACUCCAUGGCCAAAUGGGACCAUGCCAUACUGAACUGCAUGCAGCUUUGGCUAUGAUUGUCACAUCCCAGCAGAAACUCGGAGAGAAAUUCACAAGCUUCUACCUCCCCAACUGUGACAAGCAUGGCUUUUACAAAGCCAAGCAGUGUGAGACAUCUCUGGUGGGACAGAGUGCCCGCUGCUGGUGUGUGUCUUCCUGGAAUGGCAAACAGAUUCAGGGAUCCAGUGAUAUCCCUGGAGAUGCUCAGUGUCAUCAGGAAGCCACUCACUAAAGACAUACUCAAAGCCUGACACACACACACACACACAUGAGCUCUGAUACACACAUACACACACACACACACACACACACACACACACACACACACACAUACACACAUACACACAUACACACACACACACUUUUAAAGUAUUCUCAUUAUAUCACGUCUUAUUUAUUCCAAAUGUAUAUGUGGAGAGUAAUGUACCAACCACUGGUGAUUUGUUCAUGACUAUUUAUAUAUUUGCCUAUUUUUAUUGUAAAUAGGAAAACACUAUGUAUUUGUAUCCGACUAAACAACUCCAUCUGCAAAGACCACACACCUCCAAGUUCAGUCAAGCCUAUUUCAGGGUCCUUGGGAUCUGUUUUUGAGUCUCUCAAAUAUUGGAUCCUUGCACUGUGGAACUUCACAAUUAAUAUAGCUCUGUAUAUUUUGUUGGUUUCUGUUAAUGAUUUAUCAUAUUUCAUGUCAAUAUGUACGGUCAUUUCCAAUUUUUUGCAUGGGAAAAGCUACUGCUACAAAUGCCAUCAGAGAUGCAACACAAAUGCUUUGUCAGUUAUAUUUUAUUUCAUGUAAACACAUGUGCUCAGGGUGCUCUGGCUGAAUGUUACUGCAUGUUUUGGGGCCAUAGGUGGAUAGAUCCAACAAGCCCCUAACUCCACAAACUGCUGCUCAUUUCCCUCUCUCUCCAUGGUUGGUCCCUUUCUCUUUUUUUCUUGGUUAAUCAGUUGUGCAGCCAUGCGCUGGGAGGCACUGGGUGUACAUCUACAUUAUUGUGUCAGCAAGCCUGUGAUAAAGUUGUAUGAUGAAUGUGCCCACCCAAGGUGAUGCAUGACCUUUUCUAAGGCUCAGCCGCGUGGGGUUUCAUUGCUGGACAAUUCAAUUCAAACAGUCUACUGUCAAGCCACUGUCUUUGGGAAAAAGUCUUUCACAAAUGUAGAUAAUGUGUUGUUUUUAUUUUACCGGAGUGAAGCUGACUUGAUGCAUGAAGGACCGUACUUGUGUCCAUGCUGCUGCUGUCGCCCUGUACACGUGUAACUAAAGUCCCUCCUCAUUAGUAUGGAUGGGUGCUGCUACUAUGUCCUGGUUAAUGUUGGUUCAUCUGUUUUGGGUUCAGUUGUUGAGUUCACUGAAAUGUAAGUAAAUAUAUAUAUAUAUUCUUUCAAUAAACUGUGUUACAGUUAA